Molecule: messenger RNA, 1557 nt
Organism: Triticum turgidum subsp. durum (durum wheat)
Lineage: Eukaryota; Viridiplantae; Streptophyta; Magnoliopsida; Poales; Poaceae
Source: the annotation of a GenBank genome assembly
AUGAGGCCGAUGCAUCUCUUGGGGGUCACCUGCUUAUGGAUCCUCUCAUGCGCCUUGCUGCUCGGCGGCGCUUGCUCCGAUGGGUUGCUGAGGAUCAACCUGAGCAAGAAGAGGCUGGACAAGGAAACCCUAGCAGCGGCAAAAUCGGCUAGGCAGGAGACCAACCUGCUGAGGUCCGGCGAUGGAUCUCGCCACUCUCCCGGCCUGUCAGGGGACGACACAGUUCCUCUGGACAACUACCUCGACACCCAGUACUUCGGAGAGAUUGGCGUCGGCACGCCGCCGCAGAACUUCACGGUUAUUUUUGAUACUGGGAGCUCAAACUUGUGGGUUCCGUCGUCAAAAUGCUACUUUUCGGAACAUAAGUUUGAUGCAUUGGUGUCUAUGUUCAUUCAGAUAGCGUGCUACUUGCACCACAAAUACAAGUCAACCAAAUCGACCACUUACAAGAAGAACGGAGAAACUUGCACAAUUAGCUAUGGCUCUGGGUCAAUUGCUGGCUUCUUCAGUGAGGACAGCGUGUUAGUUGGCGAGCUUGUUGUGAAAAAUCAGAAAUUCAUCGAGACAACCCGUGAAGCAAGUCCUACUUUUAUCAUUGGGAAGUUUGAUGGUAUACUUGGGCUUGGAUUUCCAGAGAUCUCCGUGGGAAGUGCCCCUCCAAUUUGGCAGAGCAUGCAAGAGCAGAAGCUGAUAGAGAAGGACAUCUUCUCCUUCUGGCUUAACCGUGAUCCCGAUGCAUCCGUGGGAGGUGAACUCGUGUUCGGGGGUGUGGACAAAAAGCACUACAAGGGGAAACACACAUACGUUCCAGUCACUCGCAAAGGCUACUGGCAGUUUGACAUGGGUGAUCUUCUCAUUGGUGGCGAGUCAACUGGCUUCUGUGCCGGUGGUUGCGCUGCAAUUGUCGACUCAGGGACCUCACUGCUCGCUGGCCCAACGACCAUAGUGGCUCAAGUCAAUCAUGCAAUUGGGGCUGAGGGGAUUAUCAGUACGGAAUGCAAGGAAGUAGUGAGAGAGUAUGGAGAGAUGAUCCUCGAGUUGCUUGUAGCACAGACAAGGCCACAGAAAGUGUGCAGUCAGAUUGGUCUCUGUGUAUUUGAUGGUAGUCACUCUGUCAGUAACCAAAUAGAAUCUGUUGUUAAUAAGAACGAGAAGCGAGGCUCUGAUCUUCUCUGCACUGCUUGUGAGAUGACUGUUGUCUGGAUACAGAAUCAGCUCCGAAAAAACCAAACGAAAGAGCUCAUCUUGGAUUAUGCGAAUCGGCUCUGUGAGCGUCUUCCGAGCCCCAACGGGGAAUCAACCGUCGACUGCCACCAGAUCUCAGAGAUGCCUGAUCUUGCUUUCACCAUAGCAAACAAGACUUUCACCUUGACGCCAGAGCAGUACGUAGUGAAGCUGGAGCAAUCAGGCCAGGCCAUUUGCAUCAGUGGGUUCAUGGCGUUCGACGUGCCGCCCCCUCGUGGCCCGCUCUGGAUACUUGGAGACGUCUUCAUGGGCGCCUAUCACACCGUUUUCGACUUCGGCGAGAGCAGGAUUGGGUUCGCCAAAUCCGCAUGA